GCCAAACAUUGUUCUGGUUUGAUAAUUUAUGUACGUAUAUAUAAGCAUUCAAUUUCAUUGAAUUCAGGUUUUGUAUAAUUGUAUCAACUGCAAGAUGUUCCCUCUCAUUGAAUUGAAUUCAUCAAUUCCAAUCAUCUCGGUUCUUGUGCCGCCAUUACUCCUUCAGUUUUUUUCUUUAUCUUUAGUAUUAGGCACAAAUUUUGUAAAAAGGCAGCUAUUCCCCAAUAUAGUUUGCCAAUCAAGAAAAUAAGUAUCAAAUCGGCAGAUAGAGAUGGAGGCGGUGAGGGUAGCAGUUAUUUUAGUGUUGUUAACGAUGAGUGCAGUAUUGGGUGAAGCCCGGAGCGGGGGAUGGGAAGGAGGAGAAAAGAGGAGCCGCCGCCGCCACAGAUCUGGUGCUCCCACUUGUGAUCCCUUAUACUUGUUCCUUUUCGGAAGCUGCGGGCAGUGGCCUUAUUCAUCACCUCAUAAUAAUAAUAAUCCCUUUACAUGCCCCCUCCCUACUACUCGCCCCCGCCCUCCUCCAUUACCGCCGCCUGUUCUGCCCCGCCUCUCCCCACCGCCGCCACCUCCCCCUUCACUGCCUCCGCCCUCUCCAUGUCCCACCCAGCCAUCAGCUUCACCUCCCCCUCCGCUGGUUCCAUCUCCCCCACCUCCCUCUCCGGUCCCAUCGCCGCCGUUGAUAAUCUACCCCCCACCACUAGAUCUUUCCCCACCGCCGCAGCUGACACUCCCAUGGCCAUGGCCACCAGUUGUCCAGAUAAUCCCAUCUCCACCGCCAAUACCAGUAACUUUGCCUCCCGAUCUAUCCGCGCCGGCACCACCACUUGUCCCGAUACUUACGCCUCCGCAGGAGGAGCCGAUAUGGACACUGCCGCUGCCAUCAACAUUUACUCCGCCGCCAGAAAUUCCAGAACAGCCGCCCGCAAUUGUUAUGCCGCCUCCUUUGGAGACACCUGUUGAGCCUUUGCCGUUCAUAUCAACGCCGCCGUCCGUACCAAGCUUAGUCGACUCCCCUCCCUCGAAUAAAUAACUAAUAGUGGAUUACAUACUUCAACUCUUUAAGGGUGUAUGUAUCACAAAUUAAUAAAUAAAUAAACACGG
Cuscuta epithymum is the source of this 1101-nucleotide messenger RNA. Lineage: Eukaryota; Viridiplantae; Streptophyta; Magnoliopsida; Solanales; Convolvulaceae. The record is from the annotation of a GenBank genome assembly.